Ipomoea triloba (trilobed morning glory) is the source of this 1132-nucleotide messenger RNA. Its product is annotated as ras-related protein Rab11B. Lineage: Eukaryota; Viridiplantae; Streptophyta; Magnoliopsida; Solanales; Convolvulaceae. The record is from RefSeq and is a predicted model, not a curated record. Gene Ontology annotation, molecular function: GTP binding; GTPase activity. Gene Ontology annotation, cellular component: endosome. The transcript has 2 exons. The coding region runs from base 241 to 900 and encodes 219 amino acids.
GACUCGGCCUUGUGUCGCGGCGACAGCUCACAUUUACGGCUCCGCUCCGCUCGACUUUACCCCCAAAACCACACUUUCCGCGUGACCCAUUUCUAUUUUGCCGUUUAUUAAUCCCAAAUUUAGAAAAUAUUUUACGUUUGCUCCACUGCUCUGCCUCUUCUAAAGAACGGAGGAUCUUUUUUAGUCUCUGCAAAUUUUUGAUCAUUCAUUCAUAUACAUACAUACUGUAUUCGUAUAGACAUGGCUGGCGGCUACAGUAGAGCUGAUGAUGACUAUGAUUACCUCUGCAAGGUGGUGCUCAUAGGCGACUCCGGUGUCGGCAAGUCCAAUCUGCUCUCUCGAUUCACUCGGAACGAGUUUAACCUCGAGUCAAAGUCCACCAUUGGCGUCGAGUUCGCUACCCGCAGUAUCCGGGUCGACGACAAGGUCGUCAAGGCUCAGAUUUGGGACACCGCCGGCCAGGAAAGGUACCGUGCCAUUACAAGUGCGUACUACCGAGGGGCUGUUGGUGCAUUGCUUGUAUAUGAUGUUACCCGUCAUGUCACAUUUGAAAACGUUGCUAGAUGGUUAAAAGAGCUCAGAGAUCACACAGACCAGAACAUUGUGAUUAUGCUGGUGGGAAAUAAGGCGGACUUGCGCCACUUGCGCGCUGUUUCAACUGAGGAUGCGACGGCCUUUGCUGAAAGGGAGAGCACCUUCUUCAUGGAAACAUCGGCCCUCGAGUCCCUGAACGUUGAGAACGCCUUCACAGAAGUGCUAACCCAGAUAUACCAUGUGAUCAGUCGGAAAGCACUCGAGGUUGGGGAUGACCCGGCAGCCUUGCCAAAGGGGCAAACCAUAAGCGUCGGAGGGAAGGAUGAUGUUUCGGCCGUAAAGAAAGUUAAUUGCUGCUCUGUCUGAAUUUACAGGUCUGCAUUAUUGCCCUCUAGCUCAAACUCCAAAAACUCGGCUACAUUCCAGUUAAUACAUCUGAUGUAGUUGCCUUAUUAUCAUUUUAUUAUGUUUUUUGAACUGCUUGUGAAAUGUAGUUUUGCACUUCAUAGAGAAUUGCAGCAUAGUCUCAAUCCCUUUUGCAGUGGAUGAUGUUUUUACUCCAUUUGUGUAUUGUUUCAUUUGUAUAUCUGCUCAUUCA